This is a messenger RNA of Phycomyces blakesleeanus NRRL 1555(-), 2470 nucleotides long. RefSeq lists its product as hypothetical. The record is from RefSeq and is a predicted model, not a curated record. Bases 51 to 2336 code for a protein of 761 amino acids. Lineage: Eukaryota; Fungi; Mucoromycota; Mucoromycetes; Mucorales; Phycomycetaceae. Gene Ontology annotation, biological process: mitotic chromosome condensation. The transcript has 9 exons. Gene Ontology annotation, molecular function: chromatin binding. Gene Ontology annotation, cellular component: condensin complex.
AAAAUCCAUUGAUAAUCUGUUUAACUAAUUAAUAAACUACUAACACGCACAUGAGAAUAAACGAUAACCGUGGCCAACGAGAACGCUUGGCGAGAGAAGUUCUCAAGAACCAAUUAAACGUGGGCUCUACAAACAAUUCCCAAUGGAAAGCAACUGAAUCACCUGUUGUCGCAGCCCUUACACCUGAACAAAUGUAUUCAAACUUUGAAGAAUGGAUUAAGAUGUGCACAGACAAUAAAAUCAACGCGACAAAUACAUGGAACUUUGCAUUGAUCGAUUACUUUCAUGAAAUGACAUUUAUUCGAGAUGGCGAUUCGAUCAAUUUUCAAAAAGCAUCUUGCACACUUGAUGGUUGUGUAAAGAUUUACACCUCCAGAGUUGACUCAGUGGCAACAGAGACUGGAAAACUUCUGAGUGGAUUAACAGAUAGUGCCAGAAACACACCUGAUGAAGGUGAUGAUAUUCAGAGAGAAGAAGGAGGAGAGAAAAGAACUCGAAGACGGACAAAUCGAUCAGAGUCAACCCUCCUCAAAGACUUUUCUUCAAUUGCGCUCAAGAAAUUCGAUCUUGAUUUUUCAGUGGAUCCUUUAUUUAAAAAGACUUCGGCCGACUUUGAUGAAGGUGGUGCAAGAGGAUUACUACUUAAUCACCUAGGAAUCGAUAGAAAUUGCAAAAUCAUCUUUGAUGCAUCUGAUGCAAGUGCGGAUCAGGACCCUGAGAAAACAAGGGUAAAGACAGUUGAAGAAGUAGAGCCAGCGAAAACUAUAGAUGAAGAUACUGUGAUGGGGGAAGCCGACGUAGAAAAACCUGCUACUAUUGUUGUUAACACAGAUGAAUCAGACGCACCCGACGACAUGGUUGAUAUUUCACGGUUAAGAGCACGACUACCCUCAAUGGAUACAUUAAACGAACUACAGAUAUGUCCUACAUUACAAGGCUAUGGAUUCUUCUCAGAAACAAACGAUAAGAUUCCAAAUCUGGAUGACUACAACAUAAACGAGCUUCCUCGUAACGCCGCUUUAGAUAUGCCAUUAGAGCCAAUCGAGGAUGUGAAUGCUAAUCCAGCCAAUGAUGAUGAUAUGGGGGAUAUGCUUGAUAUUGACUACGACUAUGAUAUUAUGGAAGAUGGCGGAGAAGGGCUUGAUAUGGAUCCAUUUGAGAUGGGUAACGAUGAGCAGCCAGCACAAGAUGAAUCUAUCGAGAAAGACAAUGAUAAACAGACCGAUAAGGACGGGGCUCCUAUCGACUUUUUAAAUCAGAAUUUUGGGAUGGGCAUGUUAGAUAGCGAAGACAAAGAUCUCUUUAGCUACUUUGAUACGAGCUUAGCAAAGAAUUGGGCUGGGCCAGAACAUUGGAAGCUACGACGACCAGUGAUACAAAUUAAAUCUGCCCAAGAAACUGGGUCAGCCGAAGGACAGCCAAAAAAGAAGCCAAAGGAAACCUUCCAGAUAGAUUUCUUCAGCGAAGACGACAUAGACGAAGAUACGCUGUUUGCUACAGACAAAAAGGCCAAGCUAACUAUAUCUGGCACAAAAGAAUCAGUUGAUAUGCGACACCUUUUACCAGAUGAUAUGCAUUUCUCUUCUAAACAGUUGCUCAAGUUCUUUCUUAAACCAAUGUUUACUGUUAAUGCGCGCCAACGUAAACGCAUAAUCGACCAAGAGGAUCUACAAGAGUCUACCCAACUUGGUACAGACAAUGUUGCAGAACCUGAUGUGCAGUACUGGGCGGAUCAGGAUGUUCCAGAUAUCGACUUUGACAAUGGUGAUGUCCCAUCGGGAAUACCCGAGGCCGAUCAAACUCAAAUGACAACCUUUGACGACGCAGCCUUUUAUCAAGACACAUUUUAUGACACUGUUGCAGAUAUCGACGAAUCAGAGUUAUACGGCGAUCAACUUAUUACCAACCAUCGAUUGAAAAAAGCAAAACCACUUUAUGUAAACUAUGCAAGAACAGCAAAGAGGGUAGAUGUCAAGAAGCUAAAAGAUAAUAUCUGGAAAGCUCUCACAAAACCCAGUAAAGAUAUAUCUGUUAGUGCUCCAGAAAUCCCUGACACACUUCAAGAAGUCCGUCGUUUUACAGAUGUCGUCCAGGAUCUCAAAAAGAUGUACACAGCCAAGACUAUGAAAGAUAUAUCUGUUCCUUUCUGUUUUAUUUGCCUCCUUCAUCUUGCCAACGAGAAAAAUCUAACCAUCUCAGGUUCAAAGAGAGGGAAAGGAACCCAAAAUCAGGAUAGCGACAAUGACGACGAUGACGAUGGCUUUGUACUAGGUGAAGGCGACUGGAUGAAAGACGAAGCACUCUUGAGUGAGGUGACGGUGUUCCAGAAUCUGUAGCUGUAAUUCCCUCCUUUCCCCCCUUGUAUAUUUCUGGUAUCGGUACCUUUCUUGUUUCAUGAAAGACUGGUUAUUGAGCCGAGUAGAUCUCAUCUCAUUUAGUAUCAUAUAAUUCUUGUUCACUCGUUUUCAUU